Molecule: messenger RNA, 1308 nt
Organism: Hevea brasiliensis (rubber tree)
Lineage: Eukaryota; Viridiplantae; Streptophyta; Magnoliopsida; Malpighiales; Euphorbiaceae
Product: tyrosine-protein phosphatase DSP1
Exons: 5
Coding region: 234-872 (212 amino acids)
Biological process (GO): protein dephosphorylation
Cellular component (GO): cytoplasm
Molecular function (GO): phosphatase activity
Source: RefSeq, a predicted model, not a curated record
ACGCUCGCAUUUAGUCCGCUCUUUUCCAUGCCGUCUCCACCCUCCAAAAUGUCUCUAUAAAUACUUAUCGCAUGGCCACGGCCACCGCAUGACCACCAGCGCCACCCGUUUUUUAAGAGCCCCACCCUGUUUCUUUUACUUUUAACUGUCAAAAAGUUAAAAGCAUCAGUACCAAACAGAACAUCCCUCCUGAUUCCCAACCUCUUCCUCUCUCUCUAUCUAAAAUCUUUCUCAUGAAAGUAGACCGCAAAACCACCGCCAACUCUGAAGAUGAGACAGAGAUGUGCAAGACCAUCGAAGUGGCCCUAGUUGACCACCGCGAUCUCUCGCCACCGUCUUCAGCUUUCUUAUCUUCUCCGGUCGUCGGAGAUGACCUUUCCUUUAUUCCUCCGUUAAACUUCGCCAUGGUUGAUAAUGGCAUCUUCAGGUCCGGCUUUCCCGACUCUGCUAACUUCUCCUUCCUCCAGACGCUUGGACUUCGCUCCAUCAUAUGUAUGUGCCCUGAGCCGUAUCCGGAGCAAAACGCUGAUUUUCUUAAGGCCAAUGGGAUUAGGCUUUUCCAGUUCGGGAUCGAAGGUUAUAAGGAGCCUUUUGUAAACAUUCCAGAGGAUACAAUUCGUGAAGCACUAAAAGUUGUCCUUGAUGUGAGGAAUCACCCAGUUUUGAUACAUUGUAAACGAGGGAAGCAUCGAACUGGUUGUGUUGUGGGUUGCUUGAGAAAAUUGCAAAGAUGGUGCCUAUCAUCCAUUUUCGAUGAGUACCAGAGGUUCGCAGCUGCCAAGGCGAGGGUUUCAGAUCAAAGGUUCAUGGAGUUGUUUGACGUUUCUACCUUAAAGCAUAUCCCAAUGCCAUUUUCAUGCUUGAAGAGAUAAACGUGGACUAAAAUGGCUCUUGGCUUUUCUUUGUUAACUGAAGGGUAUCCCAAGGUCCUGCUUUGAAAUAAAUAGGAAAAGGUUAUGAGUUCCUGGAUGCAUUACUGUGGCAAAAGGAAUAAUUCUUUUUUUUUUUUUUUGCCUUCUUGGGGGUAAAUAAGGAGCCAUAGAAAUUGGUAUGUCCUACACAUGCAAUGAUAAUAACUAGUCCUUUAGAUGAGUCCUGAUUUCUUCUUGAAAUUUACAGGUAGUUUGUUUCUUGCAUACACAGGAAUCAAGAUUGCUUCUCUUUUAUUUUGUAGCUGCUUUUGCCAGUGGUUAUAGGUUUUGGCGUAGCAGUUACAUAGGCUUAGGGGUUCUCAUCUGAAUCAUAUAUAGGGGAAAAAGACUUGGCCUGUAUUAUGUACUUUUAUAAAUAAAAGAAAUCUUCAAGCAA